This is a messenger RNA of Chaetomium strumarium, 1682 nucleotides long. RefSeq lists its product as uncharacterized. Gene Ontology annotation, biological process: carbohydrate metabolic process. The transcript has 4 exons. Gene Ontology annotation, cellular component: extracellular region. Bases 486 to 1682 code for a protein of 398 amino acids. NCBI's taxonomy places the organism in Eukaryota, Fungi, Ascomycota, Sordariomycetes, Sordariales, Chaetomiaceae. The record is from RefSeq and is a predicted model, not a curated record. Gene Ontology annotation, molecular function: cellulose binding.
UGCAGGCGCACCGAAGGAACGUGGAAACUUGGUAGAAGCUCCCCAAGCGCCGGAGUUCUACAUACAUAUGACAACCCCUGCCCUUAUUCCUCCCACUAUGACUGCCGGAGAGGUGCAGGAAACACCACAGAGUCGCAGAGCCUCCCUCAGUCUAACGCGGAUAAACUGUCCACUGUUACCUGGUAUUCAGCCGGACCAAUAACCACCACAAACCAAACAUACAGAAUACUGGACAUCCUUCAAUCACGGUAUCACCCUGGUAAACAGUGUCGUUGCAACGUUGGUUCCUCGAACUCCAAGGGUCGGUCAGAGGAGGAAAACUUUGUGAGCAUCGUCGCCAUGGGUCGGGGACGGUGGCGGGGAAAAAGAUAAAAGGGCGACCUGCCCGCGAGUGAUCGACGACGGCUCAGCUGGGCUUAGCAGCGUUGCCAACGGAAGCCUCAGUCUCUACUCACUCUCGACUCGAGUCGGUCCAGCCGAACGCAAUGAAGGUUCAGCAGCACAGCCUGCUGGCCGCCGCCCUGGCGCUUGCCGGGGCACCGAGGGUGGACGCGGUCCUCCGCUUCUCGUGCUCGGAGCUCAUCACCGAGCGUCUGGAUCCCCUGGUCUUCCCGGGCGCCAACCCGUCGCCGCACCUGCACCAGAUCGUCGGCGGCAACAUGUUCAACGUGACCAUGGACCCGGCGCGGCACAACAUCGGCGAGGAGGCCACGUGCACGACGUGCACCUUCUCCGAGGACUUCUCCAACUACUGGACCGCCACGCUCUUCUUCCGCGCGCGCAACGGCAGCUUCAUCCGCGUGCCGCAGCGGCCCAACAUCGGCUUCGAGAGCGCCCGCGGCGGCGGCAUGACCGUGUACUACACGGCGAGCUACCAAAACCAAAAAGUCACCGCCUUCCAACCAGGCUUCCGCAUGAUCGUCGGCAACCCGACGUACCGCACGGCCGCCGAAGCCGCGCGCUACCGCCAGCUGACCUUCACCUGCCUGGACACGAUGGCGACGCGGACCGGCGAGACGACCGACAUGCCCGACCGGCCCUGCAAGGAGGGGAUCAUGGCCAACGUGCGCUUCCCGACCUGCUGGGACGGCAAGAACCUCGACUCGCCCGACCACGCCAGCCACGUGGCCUACCCGGCGGCCGGCACGUUCGAGAGCGGCGGGGCCUGUCCGGCCAGCCACCCGGUCAAGAUCCCGCAGCUGUUCUAUGAAGUGAUUUGGGACACGCGGGGGUUUAAUGAUAAGGCCAAUCUCUGGCCCGAGGACGGGUCGCAGCCGUUUGUGUGGUCGUAUGGUGAUUUCACGGGGUAUGGGACCCAUGGAGACUACGUCUUUGGGUGGAAGGGCGAUGCGCUCCAGCGGGCGAUGGACGCCAACUGUGAUGUCUACUGCCCCACGCUCAAGGAGCAGGGUAUUAGUGCUGGCAACCAGUGCAGGGUGGAUCGCCAUGUCAGUGAGAAUAUCGAUGGCUGGUUGAGUAGCCUGCCCGGGGGGGUUGAGAUUACCGGGCCGCAGCCGGGGACGGGGACGGGCGGUGGUAACAAUGGGGGUGGUAACAAUGGAGGUGGCAACGGGGGCGGAUCUUGCCAGGUUGCUAAGUGGGGCCAGUGCGGCGGCCAGGGCUAUACGGGCUGCACGACAUGUGCAGCGUCGACUUCGUGCACCCCCCAGAACCAGUGGUAA